AAAUUACCCGGAGAUACAAACGGAUAAAUACAUCACUUUUCCACGGAGGAAACACCCCUUUCUUUUGAAUUAUAAAUGAUACCCAUGCCUGAUAUCGCUCAGGUACCUUAAUGCUAAAAAUUAGCGUCCGUAUUGUGUUUCUGUUUGUUUGUUUAUUUAGCUAGCUGCUAUCACGUCGCUAUCUGACUGCAGCCAACUGCUCUCCAAACACACCGCCUUUGUGGCUAUGAGUACGGAUUUACUAUCUGAUUUGGACACUCGUUUCUUCGCUGAUAACCUCCUGACAAGCGAAGAUUGGGAUGCCUGCCUGUACCAGUGUGAGAGCAUGGAGGAGGGAGAGGACGCCGACUUCAGCCGGGGGUUGAAAUACGAGCCAUCGUUUGACAACGACCUCGUGCUCACCCUCGAUCCUGACAACCCCACGUCGCCGUGGCGACACCUUGACGACAACCUUCUCACAGGAGAAGCGCCCGUGAUCAAAAAUGAAAUGACCAUCACUCAGCCGUUACCCGUGGAGAUGUUGUUCCAGGUGAAAGCAGAGCCUCCCUCUCCGGCGUCCUCGCUCGCGUCCGACUGCUCUGCGUCGUCUCCAGACCCACAGAUCACAGUUAAAGGUGAAAACCCUCCGACUCCUCCGUACAUGUACGGAGACGUGUUGUCCCCCCCGCUGGGCGCCAUGGAGGUCACCGUGGCAACAACAGCCGUACCCCGACCACAGACCGAGCUUCAGACGCCGUUACCAGCGCAGAUCCCGGCAGUCGUCAGUGGAAUACAGACGCAGGCUGCGGUUCUGCCGGGUUCGGCCACAUUAAAGGCCAGCACCAUCCUGAGCACCAAACCUGCCAUCCAGCCCAGACCGGUGUGUGUCACCACCGUCCCCCAGACCCCCGCGCCGGCCAAGACCCUCAUACUGCAGGGCCUCCCCUCCAUGGACCAGAGCAGACCUGUGGUCUUGUCUCAGUCCGUGUGUCUCGGUUCGGCUCCGGCCAUCGUCAAGAUGGAGCCCGUCUCUCCCAGCAUCCACCAGCACUGCACCAGCCCCACCGCUCCGCCCAGCAGCAAACCCAUCGUCCCGGCGACGACGGCGUUACCCGGCAACAACUCCAACGAUAUCGACAUGAAGGUGCUGAAGCGGCAGCAGAGGAUGAUAAAGAACCGGGAGUCGGCCUGCAUGUCAAGGAAGAAGAAGAAGGAGUACCUGCAGAACCUGGAGGCUCAGCUCCGGGAGGCCCAGCAGGAGAACGAACGUCUUCGCCGAGAGAACCAGACGCUGAGGGAGAGACUGGCCGGGAGAGAGGGCAGCGACUCGGCGAGUAACAAGAGAGCCGUGUGUGUCAUGGCCGUUCUGCUGUUCAUGACGUUCAGCUUCGGACCCGUCAGCAUCAUGGACAGGAAGCUGUCGGGCCUACAGGACGGUGUGGUGUCGUAUACGGGACGACGGCUGCUGGAGUUCGAACAACAACAACAACAACAACAACAUAAGCAGCAGCAGGCAGCAGCUCAGCCUCGGAGCAGAGUGGAGGACAGAACGGAGACGGAGGAGGACGCGGGAGACGAGGCUGCGGAGGCCUUUCAGUUCAGGAACCUGAGCGAUGUGUUCAGUGACAUGAAGGAUCUGGUGCUGCAGGACAUCGACCGAUACUUCAGCUCCUCGGACUGCAGACAGUUCAACCGCUCCGAGUCUCUCAGGCUGGCAGAUGAGCUGAGGGGUUGGGUCCACCGACACCAGAUCGACAGGAAGAAGUCUGGAGGAAAACCAAAAAUCGCCAAGAAGGCCAAAAUCGCCCAGAAAGCUCAGCUGAGGAAGACGAACUUCUCCAGAUAUCUGCCGAUUCAGGCUCACCGCUCCUUAGAAAGUCAGCUGCAGGUGCUUCCUGGUCCUGAGGUCACCUACAGCGACUUCAUGGACGCCAUCGACCGCCGAGAGGACACGUUCUACGUCGUCUCCUUCAGACGGGAUCACCUCUUGUUACCGGCCAUCAGCCACAAUAAGACCAGCCGGCCCAAAAUGUCUCUGGUGAUGCCGGCCAUGUCCGUGAACGAGAGUCUCUAUAACUCCUCUCAGGGUUACGAGAUGAUGAUGCAGGUCGACUGCGAGGUCAUGGACACCCGCAUCGUCCCCAUCAAGUCCUCGGCCGUCCCGCCGUCUCUCCGCGACCCGCCUCCCCCGCCCCCCUCCUCCCACCACAACCACCAUCACCACGGGAACCACACCUCGCUGCGAGGGCGCCACCACCACCAUCACCCCUCGCCCUCCUCUCCGUCUUCUUCUUCCUCUUCGGGUCAACCUUUGCCCGCCCGCCAACGGACAGCGGAAUAUUUAAUCAGCCAAUCAGAAGGGGUCUGAUGAGGCAAGAAGGGAAACGGGAAGAUUAGUUUGAUGGUUAAAGGAAACAUUCAAACCUUGGGACAGACAUCUUUUUAAAAAAACAUAUCUUCAUCAUCCCGCCGACAGGUAACAAAUACACAUCUUUUCUGUCUGGAAAAGUUUUCCGGAAACCCGAAAAUUCAAGAAAAACUCCACAAGCACUCAUAAAAGGAUUUGAAUUAGUAAUUCAAGUUGUUACCGUCACUAAACUCAACCUCCUCGUUCCGAUUCUGGGGUUGAAAACUUAAAAAAAAAGCUUCUAUAGAAGAUAAUGUCCUAAUAUAUAAGAAUAUAACGUUGGAUGCGGAGCCGGCAGCACAGCGCACUAAGAAAUAAUACUGCGUUUUAAUAUUUAAUUGUGAAAAGUGUACAGUUUGAAUGAAAGCGUGGAGGACCGGAAGCUGUCACAGCGGUUUCCGUCGGUGCUCAAGUGAUUUUUUUCGUCCUCUCGGAGCACGGUUUGUUGGUUUGUUUGAGUUUUUAAGCUCCGUGACAAUCUGUCACCGCCCGUCUCGGCGCUCAGCAUGUGGAAACUGGUUCGGCCUGACAGGUGGCGCUGCGGAGCUGCACCGUUUUUUAAAGCAUAGACUGUGUAAGUGAAGCCAGAACAUCUGGUGGCCGAUGGGACAAAAAAAAAAUCUACACGUCAAAUACAUUUCUCCCAAAGAUGAUUUCUGUCAUUUCCAUGAUCUCGCUGAUGUUUGUUCAAGUGUUCAUUUGUCUGAUCAGUUUGGUUUUUAUUAGUAUUUGAUGCUAUAAAAACACGGGGGAAACUUCGUGACUGACAGCUGGGAUUGACUCGUGAUUGGUCGGGCCCGGGUAUAUGGGCGGGACUUUGAUACUGCGGCUCCAGCGCCCAAUCACUACACCGCACAGAUUCUGGUUCCAAAAUUACAAGAUGGCAAGCGCAUGUAUCCGGGAUGUUUUGGCUCCACUUUUGUACAGCGGGAGGAAAUGGGAGACGCGUCCAGGCAUGG
This is a messenger RNA of Sander lucioperca (pikeperch), 3345 nucleotides long. It is a transcript of the gene atf6b, whose product is annotated as activating transcription factor 6 beta. The transcript has 17 exons. Gene Ontology annotation, biological process: regulation of transcription by RNA polymerase II; endoplasmic reticulum unfolded protein response. The record is from RefSeq and is a predicted model, not a curated record. Lineage: Eukaryota; Metazoa; Chordata; Actinopteri; Perciformes; Percidae. Gene Ontology annotation, cellular component: nucleus. Gene Ontology annotation, molecular function: RNA polymerase II cis-regulatory region sequence-specific DNA binding; DNA-binding transcription factor activity, RNA polymerase II-specific. The coding region runs from base 227 to 2347 and encodes 706 amino acids.